Sphaerulina musiva SO2202 is the source of this 1677-nucleotide messenger RNA. Its product is annotated as NAF1-domain-containing protein. Gene Ontology annotation, biological process: pseudouridine synthesis; ribosome biogenesis; box H/ACA snoRNP assembly. Gene Ontology annotation, cellular component: sno(s)RNA-containing ribonucleoprotein complex. Bases 1 to 1677 code for a protein of 558 amino acids. NCBI's taxonomy places the organism in Eukaryota, Fungi, Ascomycota, Dothideomycetes, Mycosphaerellales, Mycosphaerellaceae. The transcript has a single exon. The record is from RefSeq and is a predicted model, not a curated record. Gene Ontology annotation, molecular function: RNA binding.
AUGGAGACUGCAGCGCAGCCACCGAGUGGCAACACAGAAGCUGAGUGGGAGGAGGACUCCUCACCAUACUCAUCAUCAUCAGAUGAUGACGAGACAAAGGAUGAUGACGAGACAAAAACCGCCUCGGAUGCUGACAGCGACAUCGUCUUCAUGGACACGGAAGCUUUGACGAAAUUUCUCAUGAAUAAGGACGAGGAGGGGGGUGAUGAUGGUGACAAAGCAAAGAAGACCGGAGACGGUCAGCCACGCACGAUCAACGAGAAGAAAGAGCAAUACCCACCCAGGCCAGUUAUGAAUAUCACGCCGGAGAUGAAAAUCACAAAUCUUGGGCACGUAGAGAGCAUCGUCGGGAAUGUGGUCCUGGUCAAGGGAUUCAGAUCGGAUGGCACACACUUCGUUGUGGACCAGGGCUCUGUGCUCUGCCACGAAACUCGCGAAGUCAUCGGUGUGGUUAGCGAUCUACUCGGUCCGACACAGGAGCCCAUCUAUCUCGUGGGCUUCGCCAACAGCAAAGAGCUCGAAGAGGCUCGCAUCCAACAGGGCAGCAAAGUCUACUACGUCGAUGAACACAGCAUCAAGGUCUUCACAGCACCACUUCAAGCGAUGAAGGGGACAGACGCAUCGAACAUAUACGACGAAGAAGUUGGUGAGGAUGAGCAGGAGUUUUCCGACGAUGAGGCAGAGAUCAUCAGCAAGAGGAAAAAGAAGGAGUUGAAUUUGUUGAAGAAGGCUGGCAAGGGUCAACUUUCGCGACCUGCUACCAGAGGUGGCAGGGGUGGCAAGGUGGGACGCCCUGAUGGAAGUGGCUGCGGCGGUAACAUCGACGCGCCUAUGUCCACAGGCUCCUACGGACCCUUAGACUAUGAUGACGAAGGACCAUCACAGCAGCCAGCACAGGAUUCGGCCACGGUUGCCCACCCUGGCUCCAGUCAGGAUGAUCUGGACGAUGGCGGGUACAACCCCCUUCGGCGGCCUGACAACCUGUAUGGACCGCCACCUCCAAGACCAGCAACGCGUAGUUUUGAGCGCGGCCGAGGUCGAGGUGCUCGUGGAGGCCGAGGUGGCGACAGAGGUCGAGGUGGUGGUAAUAGAGGCAGAGGUACGGGUCCCUAUAGUGGUUACGGAGGAGGCUCGAGGGACAACAGCGGACCUAGUUCGGGAGGCUUUACCCAAACUGGGUACUCGAACCCGUACCAAAGCGGCAACUCUCCGUGGAUGCAGUCGCAGGCUCAGCCGCCGGGCUAUUAUCCGGCCAACACUGGAUCGUACGCGCCGCAUGCACAGCAGCAUUACCAGGCUCCGACGUUCAACGGCCACCCCUUGCAGGCCCCGACCGCUCCACCACCGCAGCAAUGGCCACCAUAUCAGAAUAACUAUGGUGCUCCUCAAGGCUGGGCCCCACCGCCGCCAGCACCACCAGUGCCAGGUUCGUAUCACUUCCCGCCACAGUUUCCCACCAUGCCGCAGCAGCAGGGCCAGGCAUAUCCUCCACAUGGUCAGCAGCAAGCUCACCCAGCAGGAUAUGCUGCAUAUCCGUACGCUCCACCACAGCAGCAGCAUGCCACAGGAUACCCACCACCCGCUCCCUCCACGCCCGCUCAGGCGAGCUCAGCCCCGCAGGGUGUUGACUUUGGCGCCAUCCUGCGCAACAUCGAAGGCCAGCCAAAACCGCAGUAA